This is a messenger RNA of Rhipicephalus sanguineus (brown dog tick), 912 nucleotides long. RefSeq names its product putative phospholipase B-like 2. Gene Ontology annotation, cellular component: extracellular region. The coding region runs from base 1 to 912 and encodes 303 amino acids. Gene Ontology annotation, molecular function: glycerophospholipase activity. Gene Ontology annotation, biological process: phospholipid catabolic process. The record is from RefSeq and is a predicted model, not a curated record. The transcript has 8 exons. NCBI's taxonomy places the organism in Eukaryota, Metazoa, Arthropoda, Arachnida, Ixodida, Ixodidae.
AUGAAGUUCGGCCGGUUGGAAGACACGCAUUCUCUUUUGGCUUUGACCUGCUCGGCACUGAUCAAGAUGGCGCCUGGAAACAGGGACAUCUACUUCGCCCACACCAGUUGGUUCACGUACAAAAGUAUGUUGAGGAUACAGAAGAUGUACAAGUUCCCUUGGCACACAGCUGCACAAAGCCAUGUUGUUCCCGGCCAUACCAUAACCAUGUCGUCUUACCCUGGCUGCCUGAACUCCUUCGAUGACUUCCAUUUGACGUCGGCAGGCUUGGCCGUGAUGGAAACCUCACUGAAGAACACCAACCACCAGUUGCUGCGACGCGUACGUCCCAACGCCGGUCCUCUGACUUGGGUCCGUAACAUGGUUGCCAGUAGGCUCGCCACCAGCGGCUCGCAAUGGGCGGCCGUAUUCUCGAGGUUCAACAGCGGAACGUACAACAACCAGUGGAUGGUGCUGGACUACAAGCUAUUCAUGCCGGGGCAAAGCAUCCAACCAGGAACGCUCUGGCUGGUAGAGCAAUUGCCGUAUAAUCACAGGAUCCACCGCGUAGCGCAGCAAGCGUGGCCGCUGCACCUGGUGCUGCGGAGGAUCGAACGGUCCACAACCCGCCUCGCUGUCGCGGCUGAGAGGACCGCAGCAGCGCAGGAGGCCGUGAUCGAGGAGAAAAGGUCCACAAUGGCGCGGCGCUGCUGCCUUCCUCUGAGCAGCACGUCGCGCGGUGUCAGCACCUGGCUCUCCCCUGGCUCCUCAGCUGCUGGCACGUCCCCAUCACACCCGUCGAAUGUCCAGUCUCCCGCAUCCAAGAACAUUGCGCAUGGAUGCGUGCUCGUUGCUGUACUGGCCUUCGGAGGUGUUGCCGGCAUGACUGCCAAGGACUGGAGUAAGCAGCCAUGGCUCGGGGGGAUAUCCUGA